UGUUUUCGGUUUUGAUGACAAAUACAUUUUUAUAGAUCCAGAGAUGUUUCGGAGCCUGCUUAUCACGAUCGUGUGUGGAUAUGCAUCGGCCGUUAUUAGUUCAGAACUGGAUCGACACUGGGUGUUAUGGAAGAAGAUGCAUCAAAAAGUCUAUGAACACGAGAUUGAGGAGUUGGGGCGCAGGCAUAUCUGGGAAGGAAACUUGGAAAUGAUUAAUGUACACAACCUGGAAACCUCCCUUGGCCUGCACACAUAUGAGCUGGCCAUGAACCACUUAGGGGACCUGACCACUGAGGAGAUCACAGGCACUCUGAUGGGCACCGUUGUGCCCUCUGGCCUGACCAGGCUUCCUUCCCCCAACUCUAUCGGGGUCAAUGUUUCGCUACCGCCAAUACUGGACUGGAGGAAAGAAGGCCUGGUAACUGAGGUCAAACAGCAAGGUUCUUGUGGCUCUUGUUGGGCCUUCAGCGCUGUUGGGUCUCUGGAAGGGCAACUCAAGAAGAAGAACGGCGCUCUGACGUCCCUCAGUCCUCAAAAUCUGGUGGAUUGCUCCCUUAAGUAUGGAAACCGUGGGUGCCAUGGUGGCUUCAUGGCAAACGCCUUCCAAUACGUGAUAAAAAACCAAGGCAUAGAUUCUGAAGCAGCUUACCCCUACGUCGGCUGGCGUGGUACUUGCAAGUAUAACCCAAAGUAUCGCGCUGCAAACUGCUCAAGCUAUGCCUUCAUCCCGGAGGGUGAUGAGUUUGCACUGAAGAUAGCUCUAGCCAAAAUCGGCCCUAUCUCUGUAGCUAUCGACGCAUCCAGGCCCAAGUUUGUCUUCUAUCGUCAUGGUGUGUACAGGGACCACACCUGCACCCACAACGUGAACCAUGGAGUGCUGGCUGUGGGCUAUGGCACUGAGAAUGGUCAUGACUACUGGCUGGUCAAGAAUAGCUGGGGUGUAACCUAUGGAGAUGAAGGCUACAUCAAGAUGGCUCGCAACAGACGUAACCAGUGUGGCAUCGCUCUCUAUGCUUGUUACCCCAUCAUGUGAUCAGCAGAUGGCCUGAUAUUUAAAUGUGUAUUUUUCAACAGGGGUUGGGACAUUAUUUUUAAUAAACAGUUUGCUCCUUAA
Messenger RNA from Eleginops maclovinus (Patagonian blennie), 1114 nucleotides. RefSeq names its product cathepsin S-like. Lineage: Eukaryota; Metazoa; Chordata; Actinopteri; Perciformes; Eleginopidae. Gene Ontology annotation, biological process: immune response; positive regulation of apoptotic signaling pathway; positive regulation of peptidase activity. Gene Ontology annotation, cellular component: lysosome. Gene Ontology annotation, molecular function: cysteine-type endopeptidase activator activity involved in apoptotic process; cysteine-type endopeptidase activity. The transcript is spliced from 7 exons. The record is from RefSeq and is a predicted model, not a curated record. The coding region runs from base 44 to 1033 and encodes 329 amino acids.